Messenger RNA from Neoarius graeffei (lesser salmon catfish), 2379 nucleotides. Its product is annotated as 6-phosphofructo-2-kinase/fructose-2,6-bisphosphatase-like. Bases 65 to 1438 code for a protein of 457 amino acids. Gene Ontology annotation, biological process: fructose 2,6-bisphosphate metabolic process; fructose metabolic process. The record is from RefSeq and is a predicted model, not a curated record. The transcript is spliced from 14 exons. Gene Ontology annotation, cellular component: 6-phosphofructo-2-kinase/fructose-2,6-biphosphatase complex; cytosol. NCBI's taxonomy places the organism in Eukaryota, Metazoa, Chordata, Actinopteri, Siluriformes, Ariidae. Gene Ontology annotation, molecular function: ATP binding; fructose-2,6-bisphosphate 2-phosphatase activity; 6-phosphofructo-2-kinase activity.
UCGAGUUUGUUGCCAAGUGCGUUCCCACGUACAAGAAAUCUGCCUUGGUGGUUGGUGCUUGAACAUGGAGGCGAGAAAGCCAGCGCCCAGAAAACGUGUCCGCUGCGACAGCACAGCGUCUGUGCCGCAGUUCACAAACUCGCCCACUAUGCUCGUGAUGGUCGGUCUGCCUGCCAGAGGAAAAACCUACAUCUCCAAAAAGCUGACACGUUACCUCAACUGGAUUGGGGUUCCCACUAAAGUGUUCAAUGUUGGACAGUACCGCAGGGAAGCCGUUCAAUCCUACAAGAGCUUUGAGUUUUUCCGUCCAGACAACGAAGAGGCCAUGAAGAUUCGCAAAGCUUGUGCAGUUGCUGCCUUACACGAUGUAGCUGUCUACUUCAGUCAGGAGCAGGGCCAAGUGGCGGUGUUUGAUGCCACAAACACAACGCGUGAAAGGAGGGAAGUCAUUCUGUCAUUCGCCAAAGAGAACGGCUACAAGGUGUUUUUCGUGGAGUCUGUGUGUGAUGAUCCUGAGAUCAUUGCUGAAAAUAUCAAGCAAGUGAAGCUCAGCAGCCCGGAUUACCUCGGCUGUGAUAAAGAGGAAGCCGUGAAAGAUUUUCUCAAGAGAAUUGAGUGCUAUAAGCUCACCUACGUCCCUCUGGAUGAAGACAAAGACAGACACCUGUCCUAUAUAAAGAUCUUUAACGUAGGCAGCAGGUAUUUGGUGAAUCGUGUUCAGGAUCACAUCCAGAGCCGGAUCGUUUAUUACCUGAUGAAUAUUCAUGUCACGCCACGUACCAUCUACCUGUGCAGGCAUGGAGAGAGCGAACUCAACCUGCUCGGCCGCAUCGGUGGCGAUUCGGGUCUCUCGCUGCGUGGAAAUAAGUUUGCGACGGCUCUGGGGAAGUACAUCAAGAGUCAGUGUAUCCUGGACCUGAAGAUCUGGACGAGUCACAUGAAGAGGACGAUCCAGACUGCCGAGGGAAUCGGGGUGCCAUAUGAACAGUGGAAAGCUCUCAACGAGAUUGAUGCAGGUGUGUGUGAGGAGAUGACGUAUGAAGAGAUUCAGGAACACUUUCCUGAAGAGUUUGCUCUGAGAGACCAAGACAAAUUUCGCUACCGUUACCCAAAGGGCGAGUCGUAUGAGGAUUUGGUUCACAGACUGGAGCCCGUGAUCAUGGAGCUGGAGCGUCAGGAGAAUGUUCUGGUCAUCUGUCACCAGGCCGUCAUGCGCUGUCUGCUUGCUUAUUUCCUGGACAAAAGUGCAGACGAACUGCCGUAUUUAAAAUGUCCUCUGCAUACCGUACUGAAGCUCACGCCUGUGGCUUACGGCUGUAAAGUCGAAUCAGUUUUCCUGAACAUUGAGGCAGUGAACACACACCGAGACAGGCCUGUGAACGUCAGCGUGGACCGAGAUGAUGAAGAUGCUCUCCUGACAGUUCCUGAACACAUCUAAAGGGCAAGAAGAAAAGACUGAGUCAUUUUUACAAGUAUAGUUAAAUCAGUUUGGAUUAGUUACAGUGAUUCAGGUGUAAUCAGUUAGUUAUGGCUGCUUUUGGGGGCUUUGGUAAACAGGACUGCAUUACAAGGUCAGGAAACAGAGGUUGGUCUGACCUUGAGUAGUAUUUACAGGGUAAACUACUGGAAUUGAUUUUCUGUGAUGCAGUGCCUAGUUGCAGGGAUGCAAAAGCGAUAUUAAAAUCACAAGUGAAGAUUCAUGGCGGAGUUUUAUCCCUAUAGUGACAGAUGAACCUGAUGUCCUGAGAGAGCAAAUCCAGCAGAAUGCAGAGUCAAAACCUUAAUAAUAAUAAUAAUAAUAAUAAUAAUAAUAAUAACAAUAAUAAUAAAUGUACAGACCCUGUCCAUUCUCCAUUUGUGGAAUGUAAUUGGUUAAUUAACACUCUAUACAUAUUUAGUAAUAAAUUGCACUAAUGAAUUAUUCAUAAGAAAUCACACGGUUUGUUGGUCAUGGAAACAGGAUAUUGGUGAAUAUUUCUCAUUUUAAAGGUGUUAAGCGGCGAUACAUUAUAACUUCUGUUUUUAUAUCCUGCCUCAUAAGGGUGGACGAUAUGACAAAAAUAUCACAUCACGAUACUCAAUAUGCUCGAUAUGAUACAAGAUAUGCAUCGCGAUAUUUAGGUUUGUUUACAAACUGACAGGGAAAAAGGAAAAAGAAAAAAGUUAAUUUGAUGAUACUUUUAUUUAAAGUCUGCAAAAAGCAAACAAACAAAACUUUAUACACUCACUGGCCACUUUAACCUUCAAGCGACCAAACUAUUUUAGCGACUAAUGUGACCGGGUGGGGUUAGACCCCGCUAUAUUCAGUACAUUAAUCUGUAUACAUAGUUAUUUUCUCUUGGUUUUACAUACAUAUACCACUUCCUGUGUUCAAGACAG